UCUUCUGUAUUCACACACGAUGUGUUUAAGUGGAUUUUUAGGGAGAUCAUGAAAGAGGCUCAUAUCACACUAAAGCAAGGAACAGAAUGUCAUGAAGAUGGUUCCCGGGUUUACAAGGUAUCAGUUUACAAGCGUCCUAAUUUUGAACACACUGUUACCUACUACCCUCGGAAAGAGACUGAAAGUGCAGCAGACCCGAUUAUGGUGUGCUCUUGCGGAAUGUUUGAGUAUAGGGGAGUGCCGUGUCGUCACAUGUUCUCGGUGAUGAAAAACGAAAACAUCUUUCAUCUUCACAAGUCACUGAUAGUGAAGAGGUGGUCGAGGGACGCAAGAAGUGUUUGUGAAAUCCCAUAUCCAGACAAAGAAAUGCCCCAAGAAGCCGUGCAAGUGAGCAGGUAUGGUGCUUUGAUUGCUGAUUGCAAUCGGUUGUGCUUUUAUGCUUCAAAGACGCAAGAAGGCUACAACAUGUUGAAGAUGGAGAUCGAUAGACUAGCAGCAAUUAUGGAAGGUUCGGCGAGUGAUCAAGAAAAAGUGCAAGGUACGGCUACACCCACGAAGAAAGGUUCUAUUGUGAGAGAUCUUGUCCCAUCUAAGACCAAAGGCAGAGAAAAGAGCGACAAAAAGAAUGAGCCAUCGAGACGGAAGGUUACCUGUGGUUAUUGCAAAGGCGGUGGACACAAUAUUCAAACAUGUCCGGUAAGAAAAGAGCAUUAAAAAGCGGAAGCAGAGUUAGGAAGCGAUGACCCUCCUUCAGUAGCAACACCUGCAAAGAGAGUUGUACACCGCCGUAACUGCAAACAGGCUGGGCACACAUACGUUACGUGCAAAAAAAACAACCCCGCACGGAGUAGUGAUUCCUUGUAGUGAUGGUAUUAUGUUAGUUGUAAUGAAAACAGUAGAUGUGUCUUAUGUUAGUUGUAGACUUGGCAACUUUUGCCAUCUAUAUGGUUCGAACACAAGUACCAUUUUGAUUUCUAG
Molecule: messenger RNA, 978 nt
Organism: Fragaria vesca subsp. vesca
Lineage: Eukaryota; Viridiplantae; Streptophyta; Magnoliopsida; Rosales; Rosaceae
Product: protein FAR1-RELATED SEQUENCE 3-like
Exons: 2
Coding region: 49-714 (221 amino acids)
Molecular function (GO): zinc ion binding
Source: RefSeq, a predicted model, not a curated record